Molecule: messenger RNA, 3843 nt
Organism: Bemisia tabaci
Lineage: Eukaryota; Metazoa; Arthropoda; Insecta; Hemiptera; Aleyrodidae
Source: RefSeq, a predicted model, not a curated record
ACCAAAUGUGAUUGCUCGAUUUAUGUCCACUUGAUUUCCUCGAUCGGCUUUACAUCAGGCCACUAACUUCAUCAUUUUUUUGCGUUUAAUCAGUGUAAAUCAACCCUAAACUAACUAUAAUUCCCAUUAUCAAUACCAGAAGUUAAGUGUUAAAGUAUCAGUUACCCAUCAGUGGGCAGAAAUUUCCGAAAUCAUCGAGUUCUGUGUUGUUGGUGUGUGUGUGUAUGCCGUCGCGUUUUGAUACCACCGAUUAUCCUUUGUAUUCCGCGCAAUGACCCGUGGUAAGGGAGAUUUUGAGGACGAGGAGUAUGACGAAGAAGGGGACAAUGAAGAGAUGAACUACAAUGACGGUGAUGACGGGGAUGAUGAUGACUACGGGGACCAUGGCCCCCCCGACGAUGGCGACUUCGAGUUUCGGCGGUUCCCCAUGCGGGGCCGAGGCCGGGGCGGCUUCAGGGCUCGUGGUCGAGGUAUGCACAGAGGACGUGGUGACUUUCGUGGAGGAUUCCGUGGUCGAGGCUUUGGACCAAGAGGACCUGGUUUUCGAGGUGGCCCAGGAGGACCCUUCGGCCCCAGAGGACCAAGAUUUCGAGGUGGACCUCCUAACUGGGAUGGUCCACCGAAUUGGGGACCUCCACCACCAGGAAUGAUGGGUCCUGGAGGACCUGGCAUGUGUCCGCCGCCUAAUCAUAUGAUGAUGAACAACGGGCAAGGACCCAUGGGCAUGGGUCCUCCAUUCGGACCACCUCCUGGAAUGGGACCUCAAGGAGGACCAGGCGGACCGCCACCUGGAAUGAUGGGGCCUGGCGGUCCUCCACCAAUGAACGGACCUGGAAUGAUGGGAGGACCAAUGAAUCGAAUGCCACCGCCGAACAUGGGUAUGCCCCCUCCAAACAUGGGGCAACCUCCAAUGGGCGGAAUGCCGCCAAUGAACAUGCCCCCUCCAGGCGGCGCAAUGUCGAUGGCUCCCAAUGGAAUGAGCGGAAUGAGUGAGCUUGAUUUCAGCGGAGAAAUCUGGGUUGAAACCAAAAGUGGUGAGGGGAAAUCUUACUACUACAAUGCCAGGACCAGGGAAACCACAUGGACAAAACCUGAAGGAGGAGAAGUGAAAAUCAUAUCACAAGAGCAGGUGGAACAAAUGGCUCAAGCUGCCAGAAUGACAGGGCAAACAGGCACAAUCGGAGCCGCUGCUACCACAGAGAGUGGAGAUGCAACAAAACCUGAUGAUCUCAACAACUCCACAACCAACCAAUCAUCUGACUCUGAUUUUUCACAAAUCCAAGGACCUCCUCCGGGGAUGACACCGUUCGGAGCCCCCGCACCAUUCGGGGGUCCACCGCCUUUCGGAAUGCCACCCCCAGGUUUUGGCGGGCCUGGCCCAGGUCCAGGCCAGUAUCCAGGCUGGGGUAUGACACCUCCCACAGCCCAACCUAUCUCUGGACAACCUGUGAUGAACCCUGUCGCAGCGCAGGCGAAUGCUGUUCCUAAUGAAGCACCGGCAGCAGCUGUUGCUGCCCCAUCUAGUCAGAUCGAUCCGGAAAUUUUAGCGAGAGCAGCUGAAUGGACGGAACACAAAGCCCCCGACGGGCGUUUCUAUUAUUUCAAUGCCAAACUUGGCUCAUCUGUCUGGGAGAAACCACAAGCCCUGAAAGAUCUAGAAACUGCCAAGCUUGCCGCUGCGCAGGGCAUCUCAGUCUCCAGCAGCGCUGUCAUAACAGGGUCAGCAAGCUUAAACUCAGGCGUGAAAGUAAAUGAUGUUACAUCCAGUCCUGCGAUUGAGGAAACCAAACCAGCCUUGAUGAACGGGCGGCUGAAAGAUGACCACGACGAUGGUGAUGACCACCGCGAUGACAGCAACAGUGAUAGCGAGAGUCAUAAAAAAGAGUGGGAACACUCUACCAGCACUGGUAACGCAUUCAACAGCUCAGCAACGGCAACAUCAACGGGGGCUGUGGAUGAAGCAAGUGCUAAGAAGAAUGAAGAAGAGGAAAAAGCAAAGGAAGCACAGAAGGCACAGGACCGUUCGAAGCCUGUUUCAAGCACACCAAUUCCUGGAACCCCUUGGUGUGUUGUUUGGACCGGUGAUGGCAGGGUUUUCUUUUAUAACCCAUCAUCUCGAACCUCCGUUUGGGAACGGCCAGAAGAUCUCCAAAAUCGUCCCGAUGUUGACAAAUUGGUCUCAACUCCACCAGAGGUGGUCAGCACAACUGCUGCCACAGAAAACAAAGAAGCUGUGAAAAGAGAACAUGAAGCCGAUUUAGACAGUUCAGCCGCCAAGAAACCAAAAUUGGAGACAGCAGCCGUCAAAGAAGAAGAAACUAAAGUCGAGAAGAAACAAAUAGAUAUUGGUAAGGAGGCAGCAAUGGAGGCAGAAGUUAGGGCUGCAAGGGAAAGAGCCAUCGUUCCACUUGAAAUUCGAAUAAAUUCAUUCAGAGAAAUGUUGACGGAAAAGGAGGUUUCAGCUUUUAGCACAUGGGAAAAAGAACUUCACAAGAUUGUGUUUGACCCCAGAUAUCUACUUUUGACGUCAAAGGAACGCAAACAGGUCUUCGAGAAGUAUGUAAAAGAGCGAGCUGAAGAAGAAAGGAAAGAGAAGCGGAACAAGAUGAAGGAACGUAAGGACCAAUUCCGGAAACUGAUGGAAGAAGCCAACUUACACGGAAAGUCAUCUUUCGCCGAUUUUGCACAGAAGUUCAGCAGAGAUGAGCGGUUCAAAAACCUAGAAAAAAUGCGGGAAAGGGAAGGCCUUUUCAAUGAAUACUUACUAGAAGUACGGAAACGAGAAAAAGAAGAAAAGUCACAGCGGCGCGAUCAGGUGAGAAAAGAUUUCUUUGCCCUGUUGAGAGAGAGCUCAGAGGUUACUCGACACUCACGCUGGAGCGAGGUCAAGAAGAAACUGGACAAUGACUCCCGUUACAGAGCAGUGGAUUCCAGCUCCACACGGGAGGACUGGUUCCGCGAGUACAUCAAAAUCCUGAAGGAUGAACGCAAACGGGAGAAGGAGAAGGACAGAGACAAGGAUAAGAAGGACAGAGACAGGAAAGAAGAUUCGAAAGAAAAGGAUGCAGAAAGUGACGCAACUACUUGAUGAAACCAGCGAAGUCAAGCUGUCGAGUAAUUGGAAAGACGUGAAAAAACUCAUCAAGGAUGAUCCGAGAUAUUCCAAAAUUUCGUGGAGUGAUCGCAAAUUAGAACGAGAAUUUAAGGACUAUGUUAAGGAUAAGUUGGCGGAUGCCAAAACAAAUAUUAAAGAACUUCUCAUGGAAACGAAACACUUAACUUACAAAUCUAGGGAGCUGAUCCGUGAAAACGAAGCCCAUAUGCAAGAGGUCGAAGAGAUCCUGAAGAAAGAUCGCCGCUACUUAGUCUUAGAUCACCUGCCUGAAGAAAGGACUGAAUUAGUUUUAAGUUAUCUUGACGAAUUGGAACAGAGAGGACCGCCUCCUCCACCCACAGCCUCCGAUCCAUCUCGCAGAGGUGGCAUCAAUGUUAAACCGCAACUCUGAUGUCACGCAAUUAGCAAAACUCAGGACGAUGGAUUUUAGCACAUUUGGAGUUGGAGGGUGGACUUGGCUGAAGAAUUUUAUGUUUGACAUGUCUCAGCACACAAGUUUGAUUAAAGUUUAAUGUAAUUUUAAAAUCUCUGAAGCUUAUAAUCCACCGCCACAAUUUUUCAAUACCAGUAAUUGAUUUUUUCUCAUUAUCAUAAUUCACAUUUUUCAUUUAUCACUCGCGUGUAUCAGCCUUCGGUGCUUUCGGCAGUUCUCAUUUUACUCAUGUUUAUUUUUAAUUCCUGUAUGACUUUUUAUGAUAAGCUUCAAUAAAUUGAUCACAAACCUGUAA